UCUGGAGUGGCGACAUGAGUGUAUCCCCAGUGGACAGCAACAGGAGGGCUAAGCCAUCUACCUCCUAAAGACAGAUGCCCCCAUCCAGCGGGCAGAACAGAUGUGGUGAGAAAUCUUUAUUAAGAGACUGUGAGAGAGGGCCAAAGUCACCCCAACAACAAAGCGUUAUCUUCCGGAGGCCAUCAGACACAAUCAAGACAGUACUUAGGGCCCACCACUUCCAACCUGUGUCGUCUGAGCAGGCCCAGCAUCCAGCCUCCAGGGGCGCUCGCGGCAGGUCAGCGCCACGAAGCCGUAUCCGCCAGGCCGGGACAAUGUCUAGACGCCCGGCGAGCCGUUCCAACAUUUACAGCCGCUUCGGCCAUCCCAACAAUGUGUCCUUCUCGGCCCAGGCUCCAGGCUGGCCCCACUGCCCCAGCGUGAGCGGGGCUAACAGUGUCAGGCGCCCCCGUACCCCGAGUGGCUCUGAGAUCAACAGCUGCGGCAGCCCCUCGGAGCCACCCGACGGCCCCAGCUGCUUCAGGCUUCCAGUGAGGAAAGUCUGCAUGGGCCGCCCCUACUACUCCAAGUGUGUAGAGACGAGCCACCUAGCGAACCGGCCCAAGGUGGCCAGGAAGCCCGCUUGCCACGACCGCCCCAGCUGCCUGCUGUGUACGGAACGUCCCUCAGGCCCCUGUAACGUCACCUUCCUGGACCAACUCAUCAAAGGCAUCAACUACCUUGACAGAUCCACCAGUGCCUUCUGUCCCAAGUCAUCACUGAACCUGCCGAGGCUCGCAGCCAACUGCCUGGAGCGCGCCGCCAACUCCAUCCACCUGGACCCCCCAGACCCCUCCUCCCCCCGUAGUCACCCUAACCAGGUCAGCGGCGUGGCUGCCUCUGAAAACUACACCAACACCUGCAUGGUGUCAUCCAUGGGGGGCAUCAACACUCUACAGUGUGUGGACGGGUCUGCCCACGCCAGCUGCUCACACCGGCUUCAAAGCCAGGGCACCACACCCGUGCUGCCCCAGAGGCCAGGAAUGAAGCUGCCCGAGCUCCCCUUGCUCGGCAAAGGGCUCUUUUCCUUAGGUCGUCUGCCAAAGUUCUGGGAGGCAAUCCGCUCCGGCUGGAGAGCCCCCGAGCCCACCUCCAAACCCUGUAGCUGGUGGUAACAUCGAUCGCAAAGUGGGUACAUGUCCAUCAGGCCGCAGCUCUAGGAAAUAAAUGGUCUGUGGCAAAAUG
This is a messenger RNA of Hyaena hyaena (striped hyena), 1224 nucleotides long. RefSeq lists its product as uncharacterized. The record is from RefSeq and is a predicted model, not a curated record. Bases 75 to 1154 code for a protein of 359 amino acids. The transcript is spliced from 3 exons. NCBI's taxonomy places the organism in Eukaryota, Metazoa, Chordata, Mammalia, Carnivora, Hyaenidae.